Molecule: messenger RNA, 906 nt
Organism: Electrophorus electricus (electric eel)
Lineage: Eukaryota; Metazoa; Chordata; Actinopteri; Gymnotiformes; Gymnotidae
Source: RefSeq, a predicted model, not a curated record
AUGAAUUUUAUGCUUGCAAACUCCUCUUCAUCUGUCAAUCAGUCUGGUUUGCAGUACGUCUAUAACCAGACAACCAGUGCUGUCCCUGAUGAAGAGCUCUUCUCCUGUGGAGGGUAUUUCUUCCUGCUUUUCAUUGAGGUUCUUUCAACUGUUAUUGGUUUCCCUAGCAAUGUACAUGUGUCAUACCUCCUGUUGUGUGGAGGGCUGGAACAUUCCACUUCCAACAUCUUCAAACUCAACCUGGCUUUACUCGACACAGUCUACUGCCUGUCCCUUCCACUGGACCCCCUAAGCACUUAUCUGAUAAACAACUAUUACAUCUUUCAAUACGUCAUCAUCAUCUUGGGUCUGAAUGAGAUUGGUGCACCUCUCUUACUGACCUGCAUGUGCCUUGACCAGUAUGUUGCUGUGGUGCAUCCAAUCGUGUUCAUAAAGCUUCGCAAUGGGAGUCACCGUUUGGUGGCUGUCACCCUCGUGUGGGCUGUGACCAUCACUUACUCUGUUUUAAUGGUCAUGUCUACCAUACAGCAUAAGGACUUCAUCUUCCUCGUCCCAUUUGUGGCCGCCUUCCUUAUCAUCCUCUUCUGUAAUGUGUCGGUACUGUGGACACUCAGACAAAGUGGGCCAGCCAGCAAUGAGUGGCACCCCGCUAAGAAACAGGCCUUCCGCACUGUCCUCGCCAUCUUCAUCAUCGUCACCAUCAGCUUCUUCCCACUGGCCGUCACCUACCCACUUGACCUCAUAUUUCAGAGUAUAACUUUUGACUGCAUCUUCCCCUUCAGCUAUGCUUUCAUCAUUUUCCGAGCACCUCUGCACGGCCUCUUCAUCCUUGGCCAAGCUCGGAAGCUACCCUGCAUGACCCCUGAUGACCGCAACAACCCCAGCGACCUCUGUCCUUGCUGCUGA